AUGAAUUUCACAUGCAACUCGACCCUGGAGGAUCUUAGGAUCCUCCCCGGAUCCGAGAAGAUCAUCGUAGGCGACCUGAACUUCCACGAACUGGCCCUCAUCAUUGCCGCCGUGACAGCUGGCCUCGCCAUCAUCAUGAGCCUCUAUCUGAUCAUGAUGCAUGCCAUGCACUACACCAUGCCCCACGAGCAAAAACACAUCAUCCGCAUCCUGUUCAUGAUCCCCGUCUACGCCACGUCGUCAUACCUCUCCCUUCGCUACUACUGGCACGCCAUAUACUUCCAAGUCCUUAGCGACGCGUACGAGGCCUUUGCCAUCUCGUCCUUCUUCUCAUUGCUAUGCCACUACAUCAAGCCCGACCUCCACGAGCAAAAAGACUAUUUCCGCGACAUGCAGCCCAUAGUGCCGUGGGUAUGGCCCCUCAACUGGUUCGCUAAAUGCUGUGGCGGCGAGAGGGGCCCCUGGCGCACGCCGAGGAGCGGCCUCACUUGGUUCAACAUCAUCUGGAUUGGAAUAUACCACUACUGCUUCAUCCGCGUCGCCAUGACCAUAUCGGCCGUCGGCUCGCAGUAUUUCCACCGCUAUUGCGAGAGCUCCAACAGCCCCGUGUUUGGCAAAAUCUGGAUCACCACAAUCAAUGCCUUGGCUGUGACCGUCGCCAUGUACUGCGUUAUCCAGUUUUAUGUGCAGUUGCGCAACACGGAACAACUGAAGCCCAACCAGCCCUUCCUCAAGGUGUUGUCCAUCAAGCUCGUCAUUUUCCUCUCCUUCUGGCAGUCCACCGCCAUCAGUCUCGGCACCAGCACGCUUAAUCUGGUGCACCCCGGCGACGUGCUCGCCUAUCCGGACAUCAAAGUCGGCAUUCCGUCACUGCUCCUCUGUGUCGAGAUGGCCGCCUUCGCCGUCCUCCACCUCUGGGCCUUCCCCUGGCGAGUCUACAGCGCACGCGGGGGUGGCGUGAAGCAGGGCGGCUUUCUGGGCCUGCGCGCCCUUUGGGAGGCCGUCUUCAUCUGGGAUGUGGUCAAGGGCUUCGGCCGUGGCAUGCGCUGGCUGUUCGUGGGUGUCAAGCACCGCCACAUUGAUGUUAGUUACCAAGCGGCGCGCAAAGACAGCACAACAGCAGUCAACAUGGACGACCUGUCUCCGCCAGCCACGCACGGCGGCGGGAGCGAGGGCAAAGGCGGCAGCCCCUUUUACGCGGCCAACACGAGCUACGGCGGCGGCAUAGGCAUGUCGCAGAGCGCCGCCAGCAGCACGGCACAUCUCCCCAUCGCCCAGCAGUUCCUUGCCACCCGCUUCGGCGGCAACGGCAACCAGUCCCGCGACGAGCGCGCCGGCCUGAUCCAAAACGCCCAGCCCUAUUACCACCACGAUCCCACCCCCUUCGACGGCCACGGCUCCCCUCCGAGCAACUGGCCCGUCCCCGAUGCGCCGCUGCCCCCGCCACAGCAGCUCUACUACAACGCGCGGCCGCCCACGGCGCCCGUCCCCUUUUACGAGGCCGGCGGUCGGCGCAACUCGCUGUCGACUGUCGACGAGGAGGCCCAGCUGCAGCCGCGCCCGCAAAGCUCGUCCCGGCAGCACUCGCGCAGCAACAGCAGCAGCAGACACUCACGCAGCAACAGCGGGAACAGGCUCGGCGCCUACGAUGACGCCGACUACAGCCGCAUGUACAAUGCCCAGCAGCCGCAGCCACAGUCGAAUCCGAGGAACUCCACACAGCUCAAGAUCGGCAACGCGCUGUGGGGGCAGCGUGGACCACCGCCGCCGCCAGCGCCGGGGAGGUGA
Molecule: messenger RNA, 1788 nt
Organism: Lasiosphaeria miniovina
Lineage: Eukaryota; Fungi; Ascomycota; Sordariomycetes; Sordariales; Lasiosphaeriaceae
Product: organic solute transporter Ostalpha-domain-containing protein
Exons: 4
Coding region: 1-1788 (595 amino acids)
Biological process (GO): transport
Cellular component (GO): membrane
Molecular function (GO): transporter activity
Source: RefSeq, a predicted model, not a curated record